CGACCCAUUGAGGCAACGCUUCAAAAGCGCGUCUUUUUCUGAAUUCCACUUCCAACGUUGGCUUCGUCAUCAAGUAACCCUAGAUUCUCUGUUCCACGAAUCGACCAUUUCGGAGCGCACGAAUUCUCUUCCUCUUCGACAUACUUCGCAGAUCUGUCUUGUUCGGCGUUUUGGAGAGAAUCUCUGUUCGUCUUACGAUUAGGUUUUUCUGUGUGUCUCAUCUCUUGGAACCCAUGUCUUUUUCCGACAUCGGAUCGUUCUCUAAUGGUGGAGACCAGAAGAAUUUCAGGCAAAUCACUCAUGGAAGACUGCUGCAUGAAAUGCUUAGGCCUGAGAAAGCCGGUAGCUCGAAAUCAUCUUGGAAGGUGCUUGUCAUGGACAAGCUCACAGUCAAGAUAAUAUCAUCUGUCUGCAGAAUGUCUGAGAUCACACAAGAAGGUGUUACAUUGGUAGAGGACAUUUCUCGGCACAGGCAGCCAAUGACUUCCUGGGAAGCCAUCUACUUUAUUCAGCCAACUGAGGAGAAUGUGGCCAUGUUUUUGUCAGAUAUGACCGGGAAAUCACCUCUAUACAAGAAGGCUUUUGUGUUCUUUAGUUCACCUGUUUCAAGGAGUCUGGUUGCUGUCAUUAAGAAGGAUAUCAGAGUGAUGAAACGCAUUGGGGCACUGAAAGAGAUGAAUUUGGAAUACAUCACGGUGGACAGCCAGGGGUUUGUAACGGAUUAUGAAAAUGCCCUCGAAGAACUUUUCUGUGACGAGGAAAAUCCGCCAUCUGAUGCAUGCUUGAAUCUGACAGGUAUCCGCAUUGCUACAGCUUUGGCGUCGCUAAAGGAAUACCCCUUUGUACGAUACCGUGCAGCCAAAGCCCAUGAUGCCACAAAAAUGACGACUUUUCGGGAGUUGAUUCCUACAAAGCUUGCUGCUAUUGUGUGGAACUGUCUUGCGAGAUACAGACGGGCGAUCGAGGGUUUUCCUCAGACCGAAACAUGUGAGCUGCUUAUCCUAGACCGAUCCAUAGAUCAGAUCGCACCUUUCAUUCACGAGUGGACAUAUGAUGCAAUGUGCCAUGAUUUGAUUGAAAUGGAAGGGAAAAAAUACACACACGAGGUUCCGAGUAAAACUGGUGAUCAUCUUGAGAAGAAAGAGGUUCUCCUGGAUGAAGAUGAUCCUAUUUGGAUGGAGCUUCGAGAUGUUCAUAUAGCAGAUGCCAGCGAAAGAUUGCACGAGAAAAUGACAACCUUUGUGUCAAAGAACAAAGCUGCACAGAUGAAACACAGCUCAAGAGAGUUUGGCGAUCUUUCAUCAAACGACUUGAGGAAGAUGGUUCAAGCCUUGCCUCAAUACAGUGAGCAAAUCGACAAGCUUUCUCUUCAUGUAGAGAUUGCUGGAAGAAUCAACAGAACUAUCAUGGAAUAUGGCCUUAGAGAACUCGGUCAGCUCGAACAGGAUCUUGUCUUUGGGGACGCGGGAAGAAAGGAUGUUAUCAAGUUCUUGAACUCGAGAAAGGAAAUAAGCCGCGAGACCAAGCUAAGACUACUGAUGAUUCUUGCAGCAAUUUACCCCGAAAAGUUCAAAGGUGAAAAGGGUCGAAAGAUGAUGGAGCUAGCAAAUAUGUCUAGUGAUGAUACAGAGGCUGUGAACAAUAUGAGAUUACUCGGACCAGUGUCUGCAGAAACCAAGAAGAUCUCAUCGGGAUCUUUCUCCCUUAAGUUUGAUGUUCUUAAGAAGAGACGAGCUGCAAGAAAAGACAGGAAUGGCGAAACUCAAAUGUGGCAGCUAUCGCGUUUUUACCCGAUCAUCGAGGAACUUGUUGAGAAACUUAGCAAAGGGGCAUUGUCGAAACACGAAUACCAGUGUAUGAACGAGCCAAAACCGAGCAUCAUCUCUCACGGUGGAUCUCAAUCUGCAUCAGCGAGUCCGAUCUUGCCUCAUUCAAGGCGAACACCAACGUGGGCCACACGACGUCUUUCCGACGAUGGGUACACCAGUGACUCGGUUCUAGGACGUACAUCGAGCAGCUUCAAUAAAAGGACGGGGCCACGAAUUUUCGUGUUCAUUGUAGGAGGAGCCACCCGAUCCGAGCUGAGGGUCUGCCAUAAACUUUCAGAGAAGCUAAACAGAGAAGUGAUCUUAGGCUCCACCAGCAUCGACGAUCCAAAGACAUUCAUCACGAAGAUGAAACGGUUGGACAAAGACAAGGAGCUGUCACUGGACGAUCUCGACAUAUAAAACCUGUAUGUAUAUAUAUAGUUUAUGCAUCUCACCAAUUUUCUUUAGGAAAUAAAUAAUAAUGAUAAUAAUGGAUGAAUUAUAAGAUAACAUCCAAUGUAGAUUAAGUUAUUUGUUCGUUGGCUAAAUAAAGUUAUGAUUCCAAGAU
Molecule: messenger RNA, 2376 nt
Organism: Tarenaya hassleriana
Lineage: Eukaryota; Viridiplantae; Streptophyta; Magnoliopsida; Brassicales; Cleomaceae
Product: protein transport Sec1b
Exons: 21
Coding region: 234-2228 (664 amino acids)
Biological process (GO): vesicle-mediated transport; intracellular protein transport
Cellular component (GO): secretory granule; plasma membrane
Molecular function (GO): syntaxin binding
Source: RefSeq, a predicted model, not a curated record